UCGAUAAACACGUUUAUUUGCAGGUGUAAAAGGCCACUUUAUGAACUCAUCCUGUGGUGUAGAGGUACAUCAUUGCCAGGAGGAGACUGUUAAACUAAACCGUGCUGGUCUGCUUGAUGUUGCUAUGGACACCUGCGGAGGCUUGAUGCAUUCUGAUGGCGGUAAGUCAAUUAAUUUGACUUCGGCUGUGGGAGAGAGACGGAUUCGACAACGUGAAAAGAUGAAUAGAUAGAUGUCUGCGGGGUGCGGUGGGGAGGGGGCACGGAAGUGAGUGGGCUGCGUGUGACGUAGGGCCCAUAUCGUGUGCCGUGAGCUCGGAUCUCCCGGCUGUGGACGGAAGCGCGUGAAGGCGGUGAGGUCAUGUUCCCCGACGCGAUCAGCCGAAGCGGCGAAAACUAACAGUCUUAAGACACGAUUAUUGUUUCCUCGUGAGGACCGGAUCCUUCCGUGACAAGCAGGAGUAGUCUCCGCUCUAUUCUCUGGAGGACUACAGAGGCCUGUAGUGUUUAAUGAGACCAGCGGGAGUGUAGAUUCCAUCAUGAAUAAGAACAGGAAGGAGUUCUACAGCGUUGAUGUGGGUGAUUCCACAUUCCGUGUUCUAAAGCGGUAUCAGAACCUGAGGCCCAUCGGUUCUGGUGCUCAGGGCAUUGUAUGCUCUGCGUAUGACAGUCAUGAUGAGCGCAAUGUGGCGAUUAAGAAGCUGAGUCGGCCCUUCCAGAAUCAAACACACGCCAAGCGAGCCUACAGAGAACUCGUGCUCAUGAAGUGUGUCAACCACAAAAAUAUCAUUGGGCUCCUGAAUGUUUUCACUCCUCACAAGUCAUUAGAGGAAUUCUCAGAUAUGUAUCUGGUGAUGGAGCUGAUGGAUGCUAACCUGUGUCAGGUGAUUCAGAUGGAGCUGGACCACGAGCGUCUGUCUUACCUGCUUUAUCAGAUGCUGUGUGGUAUCAAACACCUGCAUACAGCUGGCAUCAUACACAGGGACCUGAAGCCCAGUAAUAUUGUGGUAAAGUCUGACUGCACGCUGAAGAUUCUGGACUUUGGUUUGGCGAGGACUGCCGCCACCGGGCUCCUCAUGACGCCGUACGUGGUGACCCGCUACUACCGGGCCCCCGAGGUCAUCCUGGGCAUGGGUUACCAGGCCAACGUGGAUAUCUGGUCUGUGGGGUGCAUUCUGGCUGAGAUGAUUCGACAUAAGAUCCUGUUUCCAGGGCGAGACUAUAUUGACCAAUGGAAUAAGGUGAUUGAGCAGCUGGGCACGCCCACUCAGGAGUUCAUGAAGAAGCUCAACCAAUCAGUACGCACCUAUGUGGAGAACCGCCCCCGCCACGCCGGCUACACCUUUGAGAAGCUCUUCCCUGACACAUUGUUCCCUGCAGAGUCAGAACACAACAAGCUGAAAGCGAGUCAAGCCAGAGACCUGCUAUCAAAAAUGCUGGUGAUUGACACGUCAAAGCGCAUCUCUGUAGACGAGGCCCUGCGACACCCUUACAUCAACGUGUGGUACGACCCAGCAGAGGUGGAGGCACCUCCUCCACAGAUAAUUGACAAGCAGCUGGACGAGAGGGAUCACACAGUGGACGAGUGGAAAGAGUUGAUAUAUAAAGAGGUGCUGGACUAUGAAGAGGGAAUGAAGAACGGAGUCAUACGUGGACAGCCGUCUCCUUUAGGUGCUGCUGUGACCAGCUCUCCUCAGCCAUCCUCCUCGUCCUCAGGGAACGACGUGUCCUCUAUGUCCACGUCCGACCCUACGUUGACCUCCGACCCCACCAUGACAUCUGACACAGACAGCAGUCUGGAGGCGGCGCUUGGGCCGCUCGGCUGCUGCAGAUGACCACGCCCAUGUCCAUGAUGUCACAAACCACGCCCACACAGACCACGCCAACUCCCACUCCCACUGAUGCUUUUGUAUUUGAUUUAUGUAAUUAAUUUAAUUUGUAAUUAAUUUAUUUAUUUUGUUUUUUAUUUAUGUACAUUUUAUGUCAUUUAUAUGAGCACGGUGUGAUGCUCUGUGACACCCUCUUGGGGGAGGGUUUUAAGGUGGACCGCUCCUUCUUAAGGUGGACUUGUCUUUCUCAAGGUGGUCCCAAUGUUUCUUAUGGUGGACUUGUCUUUCUGAAGGUGGUGUGCUAUGUCUUAAAGUGGUCUGUAAUUGUCAUAGAUCAGAUCACUCGAGGAUGAGACAGGCUUUCAGUUCUAUAGGUGUGAGUGUGUUAGGUUUGCAUGGCUGGUGUGAUUGUGUAUGUGUGUGUGUGUGUGUGUGUGUGUGUGUGUGUGUGUGUGUGUACGUUAAAGAGUCAUGGUUAGCUGAUCCUAGUGUUGCGUUUCUAAGAGAACUGAAUGUGAGGGGGAUUAUUUUUAUACAGCUUUACGUUCCCACCACUUAAUGCUGCUUUUUUAAUUCACAAUCGACUGUGUGUGUGUGUGUGUGUGUGUGUGUGUGUGUGUGUGUGUGUGUGUGUGUGUGUGUGUGUGUGUGUGUGUCCAUUCAGUGCCAUGAGUGUCUCCACUACAGCAGCAGGGAGUGCGUCAUACAUAUGGUGAGAAUUUAGGUUGUUGUCAAGCAAGAGUUAAAGAAUGUAUGUGAGUGACUUAGUGUGCGCUGUCUAUGGACUUCACGGCUACCAGAGACUCUAGAAUCUACUGGACUCUAAGGUUCUUGGGGACUCUAGAAUCUUCUGGACUAAGGUUCUUGGGGACUCUAGAAUCUUCUGGACUAAGGGUCUUGGGGACUCCAGACUUCUCUGGGAAUGUCUUGAACAGAGCAUUCCUUUGGAUUCCCAUACUGUAUUUUCCAAAUGCUAACAGGCAAAAACUCAACUCACAGUUCACAGCAGACACACAGUCUUCCCAACCCACACAUAAACGUGUCCCAGCCCUUACACACACUCUGUCUUUGGCUCUUCGGUCUUCAUCCUCCAUCUGUAAGUGCUCUUCAUCUCCUGCUCGAACCGUUGCUUUAAGGCGGCUGUUUCAGCAUGGCCCCCACAGCUGCUGCAGGGAUGAGCCGGCGCAUGGCAGGUCUCUUCUACUGUACCCCACCUUUGCAUUUAGUUACUUCAUUUUAAAACGUUUACUUAGAAUUCAGUAUGAUGCAGUAACCCCCAGAUUAAAAGAUGGUCCUCACAGUCAAGAUUUUUUGAGUGUGUGUGUAUGUAUGUGUGUGUGUGUAAGAGAGAACAAGAGAGACUGUACAGAUGUGUGUGAUGUCUCAGAUGUGUGAGGCCAAUACUGGUCACUGCAAAUGAUGAUCCUUAGAACCAUCUGAGAAUGUGAAAACCUUUAGAACAGGACCUUAGCAGUGUUCAUCCUCACCAUGGAAUAAAGCAGCUGAGCAUGAA
Molecule: messenger RNA, 3341 nt
Organism: Clupea harengus (Atlantic herring)
Lineage: Eukaryota; Metazoa; Chordata; Actinopteri; Clupeiformes; Clupeidae
Gene: mapk8a
Product: mitogen-activated protein kinase 8a
Biological process (GO): protein phosphorylation
Molecular function (GO): MAP kinase activity; ATP binding
Source: RefSeq, a predicted model, not a curated record